Molecule: messenger RNA, 1025 nt
Organism: Castor canadensis (American beaver)
Lineage: Eukaryota; Metazoa; Chordata; Mammalia; Rodentia; Castoridae
Product: olfactory receptor 52N4
Biological process (GO): G protein-coupled receptor signaling pathway
Cellular component (GO): plasma membrane
Molecular function (GO): G protein-coupled receptor activity; olfactory receptor activity
Source: RefSeq, a predicted model, not a curated record
CCACAUAAAUUUUAAGCCAUUUGUUUCAUGAUCAUAUUGGUCUGACCAUGCUCAUACAGAACAAAACAGACCUGACCCCAGCUUCAUUUGUUCUGAAUGGAAUCCCAGGACUAGAGGACAUGCACAUCUGGAUUUCCUUUCCAUUCUGCUCCAUGUAUGUUGUGGCUAUGGUUGGGAAUUGUGGGAUUCUCUAUCUCAUCUACUGGGAGAAAUACCUGCACAGGCCCAUGUAUUACUUCUUAGCUAUGCUUUCUCUCACUGACCUUGUCAUGUGCUCUAGUACAGUCCCUAAAGCCCUCUGCAUCUUCUGGUUUCAUCUCAAGGAAAUCGGGUUUGAUGAAUGCCUGGUGCAGAUGUUCUUCAUCCACACCUUCACAGGGAUGGAGUCUGGAGUGCUCAUGCUUAUGGCCCUGGACCGUUACGUGGCCAUCUGCUACCCUCUGCGCUACUCCACCAUCCUCACCAAUCCUAUCAUUUCAAAGGCAGGUCUUGUCACCUUCCUACGAGGGGUGUUCCUAGUUAUUCCAUUCACUUUCCUCACCAAGCGUCUACCCUACUGCAGAGGCAAUAUACUUCCUCAUACCUACUGUGACCACAUGUCUGUAGCAAAAUUAUCCUGCGGCAAUGUCAAGGUCAAUGCCAUCUAUGGACUGAUGGUUGCCCUCCUCAUUGGAGGAUUUGACAUUUUAUGUAUCACAGUCUCCUACACCAUGAUCCUCCGGGCAGUGGUCAGCCUAUCCUCAGCAGAUGCCCGGCAGAAGGCCUUCAGCACCUGUACUGCUCACAUCUGUGCCAUUGUUUUCUCCUAUAGUCCAGCUUUCUUCUCCUUCUUUUCCCACCGCUUUGGUGGCCACAGGAUACCUCCAUCUUGCCAUAUCAUAGUGGCUAAUAUUUAUUUGCUUCUGCCUCCCACUAUGAAUCCUGUUGUCUAUGGGGUGAAAACCAAGCAGAUACGUGACUGUGUCAUGAACAUUCUUUCAGGUUCCAGGGAUACCAAAUCCCACAGCAUAUGAACAAACACUUUC